UUUGGCAGAAUAAUUUUUCUUAUUACUUUGCAAAUCCCUUUUUGAAACGAGAUAAUCUCUUAAGAGCUUGCAGACUUUUCUUUGUGGAUUUUCACUGUAAGGAUUCACACCAUAUCUUAGGCUCAAAGAUGUGCUCUAUAGUCAUGCUUCAUCAGUGGAGUCUGGCUGUGUUCUUGCUGUGCUCCCCAGUGACUCUUGAAGGGAGACCAGUUGAUGCACUUAGUGGCAGAAUGAGGAGGUCAGUGAGCCACGCCCAGCUGAUGCAUGACAAGGGCCGCUCUUUGCAGGAGUUCAAGCGCCGCAUGUGGCUGCAGGAGCUGCUGGAAGAGGUGCACACCGCCGAUGAGCGAGCUCCACCUGUGCAGAGCAGAACCCAGAGCCAAACCUUCAGUGGGAAUGCCCUGCACGAGAAGCCCCCAGGGGCCACAAAGAACCUCCCUGAGAGGUUCAGGCUGGACAGAGACGGCCCUAACCUGCCCCAGGAGACCAACAAGGCUGUGGCUUAUAAGGACCAGCCACUAAAAGUGACCACAAAGAGGAAAAAAAAGGUGAGGUUAGGCCGACGUAGAGAGAGCGACAAGAAGCGGAGGCGGGCACGGUCUGUCACAACAAAGGAGCCAUGAAGGACGCAGUGCCCUGGCUAAGAGACUCCUAAUAGCCUUUAUAUGGUACUGCACUAAGACACUAGACUGGAACCUGAGAGACUCUGCCCAUGGCUGACUCAGCCACUAUAGCACGGGGUUGUGCUUGUAUGAUAAUAUUUUGCUGCGUUUGUAUUUUAAAUCUCAUUCUUCCUGAAGUUUCGUGAACUAUCAUCAUAACAUCUUCUUAGGUCCAUAUUUAUUUGGAACAUCUGUAGGCCUCUGUAACUUUGUUGACUUCAAAACAAAGCCAGAUGGUGUCAUCUCUAACCAGCUGUGUGCAUGAGUAGAUCAUAGGAGGAACUAUUUAUUGCCUGAAUAUAAUAUAACUUCACAAAAUUGGGAGGCUGGAUUGUCUACUUUUGUAUGUCUCUAUAUUUGUUGACUAUCGUGAACUUACAGUUACAUACAAAGUGUUCACUGCAUACAUCUGUUCGAACUGUUCUGCCAUAAUUUAUUUCAUUUUGAAAGUGUGUAUUUAUUUUGUGAAUGUAUCACGGUGCUGCUGACUAAAUUCCAUAAUGCACUUUAGAUAUAUCCUGUACAUGUUCUUUGAUGUGGUUGAGUUUUAUUUUAAUGUUUCUUUUUGAUGGUCCUGCUUUCCUUUCCCACCUUAGAUCCCUCAUGGACUUGUAACUUAUUGGAUGCUUCAUCAAAUCCACUUUCACCAUUUCACAUUAUAGUUUAUUUUUAUAGAACAAGCCCGAGU
Molecule: messenger RNA, 1350 nt
Organism: Cottoperca gobio
Lineage: Eukaryota; Metazoa; Chordata; Actinopteri; Perciformes; Bovichtidae
Product: parathyroid hormone-related protein-like
Exons: 3
Coding region: 129-623 (164 amino acids)
Biological process (GO): bone mineralization
Cellular component (GO): extracellular region
Molecular function (GO): hormone activity
Source: RefSeq, a predicted model, not a curated record